Molecule: messenger RNA, 6245 nt
Organism: Osmerus eperlanus (European smelt)
Lineage: Eukaryota; Metazoa; Chordata; Actinopteri; Osmeriformes; Osmeridae
Product: microtubule-associated serine/threonine-protein kinase 3-like
Exons: 28
Coding region: 380-4564 (1394 amino acids)
Biological process (GO): intracellular signal transduction; peptidyl-serine phosphorylation
Molecular function (GO): magnesium ion binding; protein serine/threonine kinase activity; ATP binding
Source: RefSeq, a predicted model, not a curated record
UGUAAAGGUUAGGUUAUGAUGGUGACCAUUAUCUCCGUGUGAUGGACGCUAGACAAUGUCUCAACAGCGGAGUCUGCAUCCACGAGUCUGUGUGGCGGAGGCUGGAUUCCUCAAUGAAUUCACGUUAACCAGAGGGACUCAACGUGUGUGUGCGUGCGCGCAUGCGUGUGUGUCACACAGCCACCGGGGACAGCAGCGCCCCUCCCUUUAAUUCACUCCAAAAUCCGAACCGAUCAGGAGACCGCAGGACUGAUAAACCAGACCCCAGGGACGUGGUCGUUUGUGUCGCUGUUGACUUGAGACACGCGAGACACAAGGUGGCGGGCGCAGUAUGGGCUGAAUCGGCUGGAGCUUGUCGUUUGGUGUUUUGCCUUUCACGAUGGAUGAACCAAACAUUCUGAGACGCCGCGGGUUGCAGAAAGAACUGAGUCUUCCACGCAGAGGAAACAUUUGCCGUAACAACAAGAGGAGAAGCCUGGCGGUUGGCACUCCCUCACCCACUCUCUCCAGACCCCUCUCUCCACUCCCUCUCACCACAGCUGGCAGCAGCCCGUCGGACAGCCCGAGAAAUGUCUCCACCUCCACCUCAGCUAACUUCCAGUUUGCUCGCAGCCACCUGGCUCGUACUGAAAGGGCGGAUGGGAGGAGGUGGUCAGUGGCCUCUGUCCCCUCGUCUGGUUACUGCAGCAACCCCCCCAGCUCCUCAGUGUCUUCCUCUUCCUCCUCCCAGGAGCUUCUUCACCAGCUUCCCCACCAGCCGACGGUGGACGACCUCCACUUCCUGUUCAAGCACUUCCGCAGCUCUGAGAGUGUAGCUGAUGACGAGUCCUCGGCCCCGCCCCCCACCUCAGCCCCGCCCCCCAGACUGCGCUCUCGCAGCCUCAGUCCCGGGCGCUCGUGUGGCUCAUUUGAUAACGAGAUCGUCAUGAUGAACCACGUAUACAAGGAGCGCUUCCCCAAGGCCACGGCGCAGAUGGAGGUUCGUCUGCGGGCGGUGCUGGAGGAGAGCUCACGGGAGGUGCUGCCGCUAGCAGACGGCGUGCUGGGUUUCAUCCAACACCAGCUGGUGGAGCUGGUCAGAGACUGCCUGGACACGGCCCAUGGAGGCCUCAUCUCCUCCAGGUACUUCCUGGAGCUGCAGGAGAAGCUGGACAAGCUGCUGCACGAGGCGUACGAGCGCUCGGACAGCGAGGAGGUGAGCGUCAUCAUCAAGCUGGUGAAGAGGAUCCUCAUCAUCAUCUCCAGACCUGCACGCCUGCUCGAGUGUCUGGAGUUUGACCCUGAGGAGUUCUACCAGCGUCUGGAGGCGGCAGAGGGCCAGGCCAGGGAGGGCCAUGGCAGGGAGGGCCAGGGCAUCAAGGCUGACAUCCCUCGCUACAUCAUCAGCCAGCUGGGCCUGACCCGAGAUCCCCUGGAAGAGGUGGUCCACCUGGAACACAGCAGCUCCAGCCACGCCCCCAACACCAGCACAGAGGGCCGGGCUGUCUGCACCCCCCCUCGUAGGAAGCCUGUGGAGAGCGACUUUGACACCAUCAAACUGAUCAGCAAUGGAGCCUAUGGGGCUGUGUUUCUGGUCAGACACAGAGAGACGCGUCAGCGCUUUGCUAUGAAGAAGAUCAACCGUCAGAACCUACUGCUGAGGAACCAGAUCCAGCAGGCCUUCGUGGAGAGGGACAUCCUCACCUUUGCUGAGAACCCCUUCGUGGUCUCCAUGUUCUGCUCCUUCGAGACACGCAGGCACCUCUGCAUGGUCAUGGAGUACGUGGAAGGGGGGGACUGUGCCACCCUGCUGAAGAACAUGGGUCCCCUCCCAGUGGACAUGACCCGGAUGUACUUCGCUGAGACGGUGCUGGCGCUGGAGUACCUCCACAACUACGGCAUCGUCCACCGAGACCUCAAACCUGACAACCUGCUGAUCACCUCCAUGGGGCACAUCAAGCUGACAGACUUCGGCCUGUCUAAGAUGGGCCUGAUGAACAUGACCACCAACCUGUACGAGGGACACAUCGCCAAGGACACCCGCGAGUUCCUCGACAAACAGGUGUGUGGGACCCCAGAGUACAUCGCCCCAGAGGUGAUCCUGCGGCAGGGCUAUGGGAAACCGGUGGACUGGUGGUCCAUGGGGGUGAUCCUGUAUGAGUUCCUGGUGGGCUGCGUACCCUUCUUUGGAGACACGCCUGAAGAGCUGUUUGGACAAGUCGUCAACGAUGACAUCAUCUGGCCAGAUGGGGAUGAUGCGUUGCCGGGCAACGCCCAGGACCUCAUCACUAGGCUGCUGAAGCAGUGUCCUCUAGAGCGCCUCGGCACCGGAGGGACGGGGGAGGUGAAGGCUCAUGUGUUCUUCCUGGGGCUGGACUGGACCGGCCUGCUCAGACAGAAGGCUGAGUUUGUCCCUCAGCUGGAGACAGAGGACGACACCAGCUACUUUGACACGCGGUCGGAGCGGUACUGUCACCUGGGUUCUGAAGAGGAUGACGAGGAGACGAACGAUGAAGAGCCGUGUUCCCAGAGAGAGCUGCGGCAGUUUUCCAGCGUGGCCCAUCGCUUCAGCAAGGUGUACAGUAGCACAGAGUACCUGUCCACAUCCACUCCGUCCAAUCACAGCCUGUCGUCCUCGGAUCGCAGCCACAGCGAGGAGAAGGAGGAACAGGGGGGCGGUGUCUCUCCUGGAGAGGGACACAAGCACAGCACCAGGACGGACGGACCCAGGGGAAGCCUGCGCCCCAGAGCCUCCUCCAGUGCCUCCUCCGAGCGCUCCUCCAGCCCCCUGCUGAUGAACAGCACCCAGAGCCUGGACACCAUGCCUCGCUUCUCCUUCUCUACAGAGGACGACGACUGUGUGGUGUCCAACCUACGUCGGAUCCGUCUCCGUAGCAACAGCACUGGAACGCGGCCGUCCUAUAGGAGAGGAGCGUCCAGACGCAUCACCCACCAGCUGGAUGCGCCAGAGAAGCCCCGCCCCCCUGCCAGCUGCAAGGUCACCAAGUCCGCCUCCGUCUCCAGCCUCUCUCUCGUCAUCACCCCGGACGACCCUGCCGGCCCCCCCACCAGCCCCAAGUCCUCCCUGUCACUGUCGUCCAACCCAUCGUCCCGGGACUCGUCCCCCAGCAGGGAGCUGGCGCUGGGCUGCAGCCUGCGCCCCCCCCUGGUCAUCCUCAGCCAGGGCAGGAGGUUCGGCUUUGCCUUGCGAGCCAUCAGAGUCUACAUGGGAGACAGUGACAUCUACACUGUUCAUCACAUGGUCUGGUGUGUGGAGGAUGGCAGCCCAGCCCAGGAGGCGGGGCUGAGAGCCGGUGACCUCAUCACCCAGGUGAACGGGGAGUCUGUCCAGGGGCUGGUGCACACCGAGGUGGUGGAGCUGCUGCUGAAGAGUGGUACCAAGGUGACACUGCAAACCACAGCUCUAGAGAACACCUCCAUCAAGAUUGGUCCCGCACGCAAGUCCAGCUACAAGGCCAAGAUGGCUCGACGCAGCAAGAAGAGCCGCAAGAAGGACGGACAGGACAGUAGGAGACGCAGUAUCUGGAAGAAGCUGUCCAAACAGACCUCUCCUGCUCCUCCUCCUGCUGCUCCUCCUGCUGCUCCUGCUCCUCCCAUGCACAGUAGCAGGAGCUUCUCCUCAGGCUUCCAGCCGUCCGUGUCCUCCAGCGACAGCCUGUCUGGCUCCCCCACCCAGAGCCUGUCCCCUGGGCCGCCCACACCCUGCUGCUCCCCCGCGCCCGACCACUCUGGAGACUCAAACUCCCCCCAGAGCUCCUCCCCCAUUUCCAGCUCCCCCAACUCGCCCGCCCCCCAGCCCCGCCCCAGCUCGCUCCAUGUGAUGGGUCGCUACAGCAAGGGGGGGCGCUGCAAGUCCACCAGCAGCAUCCCCCCCUCUCCUCUGGCUUGUAUCCCUCCUCCCCAGCCCCUCUCCCCCCAGUGCUCCCCCUCCACCCUCCCGGGGCUCUCCAAGGGCCUCCUCCACGGGAAGUCCCCCCCCACCCUGGUGCGCCAUGCGGCCCGGCCCCGCAGCGCCGAGCCCCCCCGCUCCCCCCUCCUCAAAAGGGUCCAGUCCGCCGAGAAGCUGUCGGGGGGUUACCACGGCGACAAGAAGGCAUACGCCACGCGGCACCACACCAUGGAGGUGCCUCUGUCUGAGGGGGAGGGGCUGGAGGAGGAGGAGGGGGGGGAGGGGGAGGACGGGGCCAUGGGGUUCAUGUGUGUGGGGGAGCACGGUCACCAGGGGCGGUUCCACCUGGGGGGGCCGAGAGGCAUGCGGGAGGGGGGCGGGCCCGGAGAAGUGUUGGUCAUGAGGAGGCGGGCCCUCACGGAGAGGAGGGACUCCUUUAAGAAGCAGGAAGCUGUGCAGGAGGCCAGCUUUGACAACCAGGAGGCCCAGAGCCCCACCCUGCUCUCCACCCUGCCCCAGAGUCCCACCCUGCCCACCCAACAGCGUCAGAGUCCCAGGCAGCAACGCUACAAGGCCUCCUGGAUCAACCAAGCCCAGUCCGAGUCUGGCCCGGAGCUGUCAGGGAGAGGAGUGCAGGGCUUGUCCCAGAAACCCAGAGGGAAGGACCCCCUCUAGAGGGGGAGGGCAGGAGGUUCCUCUCUCUAAGCUCCAUGGUCCUGCAUAUCUGGACAUCCUAACAUUACCAAUCCCAGACCAUGACUAGGGUUAGGGUUAGGUAGCUGAGGCUGUCAAGAAGGACUAUGUGACAGUUGGCCUGUUGUGAGUCCUGUUAUCCAUCCCACUGUACCUACCACACUGUAGAAAAGAAAGGGCCUGUGCCAAAGUGAGUUAUUUUCCCGCUCCUGUGUUUGCUUUGGUUUGAGGGUCAUAACAUGCACACCUGGAUCUAAUGGAUUUUGUAAGUAUCCUUUUUUAUGAAGCAACCUAUUUAUGAUGUUUUAUGCUUUUUAGGGUUUAUUUUCUGGGGCCCUGAAAAUGCAGCCAUAUUUCUUUGACCGUUGUUGUGAAAUUGCACAAACCAUCCUGUAGUACUAAUAGGAAUAUUACAAGUUGAAAACAAACUAUUAUAAUUAUGAAAUGAAAGAACAAUGAUUAAUUGUGGUCAAAGAAGAAAACAAUUAUUGAUUUUUAUUUGGUUUUGUUUUUAUUUGUUUUUAUUUUUAUUUGGUUUUAUUUUCUUCAAAGAUGUGGUUCCCCUCCUGAGAUGUUGUGCAAACCUGCUCUAACCCUUUCACUAAAUAGCAACAUAGCUAGCAAGCCAACAUCACUAUGUCUUCUGGGGAACCAGGGAUUACAAGUUCAAAGGUUAAAGGUUGUAAAUCCACUUUUCUGCUCUAGUUAACCAGCCCCUUGUGCCACUGCAUGAAGUUGUCAUAGCAACUACUUUAACAGGUACAGCCAUGUAGGACGCAGAUGCUAGGGGCUGUAAAUCAUCUACUGCUGACGUCAUCAACCUGGGACUCUGUUGAUGUCAUCAAACAGGGACAAUCCCAGGACAGACGUCUCUACUCAUCCUACCAUCAUAUUUAGUCCUUUCUGGAGGCAGUGGUACAAUAGCAGACCAUCAGGAACAUGACUGCCAGUUCAAUGUGCAGUUAUGUGACAAAGUAAUUUGUCCUAAAUAGAUUGCAUUUUAAGCAUACAACCUGCUAACAGUCCAGUAGAGCGAGCAAGCACCUGGCGUCUGGACCAGGAGACUUCCUCUAGUGUCUGUUGACUUUCACUGCUGAGGCAUACUGAGGGAGAAGACUGGGGUUCUUUAGCUCACAGAUGUGUGAUAGGAAUGAAUGAGUUAGGGAAGGACGUGACUGUUGAAUAAUGUGCCAGGUUAGGGGACGUGACGUUGAAUAAUUGUAAUGUUGAGUUGUGCGGCAUUCUACCUGUGGUCCACUUGGUAAUUUGGACACAUGUUUUGUGUUAGGGGGAUGUGGGAAGUGGGCCCCAGUGUGUGGGGUUCUGAGUGAGUCUGCAUGCUGAAGUCAUCCUCCCCUAGAGAUGAGCUUUAGUCAUCAGCCUCACAUGUUUUAGUCCAGUGGAACCGAACAUCAUCACAGACUCACAGAACUCAAUGAUGGAGAGAAUUCUGCCCUGAGGUUUAGUCUGUUCUGAUUCCAUCAGUGUCGCCAGUCACUUCCCAGAGUGUGUUCUGCUAACUGGUUGCCCCUAGCGACCUGUACAUCCUUCAGUCUGCCCUAUUCAGCAGCAGACCUGUCUGAAAACGGACAUGACAUUGUUUGUAUUGUCUAACAAUGUUUUCUAUUGUUUAACAUUGUUUGAAUAAAGGAACGGCAGGCGA